Messenger RNA from Porites lobata, 6842 nucleotides. Lineage: Eukaryota; Metazoa; Cnidaria; Anthozoa; Scleractinia; Poritidae. The record is from the annotation of a GenBank genome assembly.
UUUCUUUCUAACAGCACGGUGUUUCCCUGCCCUGCUGCUUCCCUUACCAUACUGAAUACUCUGGACAGUUUAAGGAACAACAGAUUUGAUUCAUGUCUAUGUUCAGUAUGUUCGGGUUCUUCAGAUUGGCACUUGGAAUCCUCAUAACUGGCCUUUGCUGCAGAGUUGUAUUAGCAGGUAACCAAUCUAAAAAUGUUGGUCCCUACGUGACUCAUUUCGCUUAAAACGUCCAUGCAAAGUUUGCACUUUCUACACCCAAUGAUUUUCGCCACUGACUUCUAGUAUUCAUUCCAAGAGAACUUUGCCCUUUUAUUUCUAUAAUCCUAAUCGGUUAAACGGUUUUAUGCAAAAAUGUUAUGUGGUUCUUCAUUUAUUACUUUCAUAUUUUUCUCUUAAUUAUGGAGGAAUAUUGUCAUGAAUAGCUUGGCCAGUGGUCGUUUCUUCAAAACUGUCUUCACUACAGAGCACACCGCUCAAAUGAAAAGCCUGCACGCAUCCCUGAGACUCCAUAACGCUUGUUAUGUUUCAAAAAGACCUGAGACAGACCUGAGCAAAAGCGAAAAAAAACCCACUCUGAUAGCAGCCUUCUUAGCUAAAGCUACAAGUCUCUUUGUACAUGCACCUUUAAAAGGCGGGUGCAUAAUCCUACGCUGCAGUUGAAGGUCGGUUUCGAUACAGUUUUCCGAAGACCAUGCCAAGAUUUUUCAUCGCCUUAAAAGUGAUUUUAUUCUCACUUGUCGGAUCGCUAUGAAAUUAUCACCACUGACUGAUUUUGGAUUGAAGUUUCUUAAAAUUUAGUUUGAUAAAUAAAAUCGAUAUCACUAUGACAAAAAGAAAGAAAAAAAAUUAAAACGUUGAAAUCGGUAAAAGCCACUUGUUUUGCGCGAUCUAGACAAGUCCCGCUUCUGAAAAUCCCACAUCAGGAACUUAAAGUGUGCUGUUUAGCAAACAACCUCCGUGAGAAGUAAAAAAAUCUGUAUAUUUAAAUUAAAAUAAAACGUAAAUAUAAUUCAAAACUUAUAUUUUCAAUAGCCGUUAUAAAUUAUAUAGUAAAAAAGUUCUGAAUUACUAAAAUUAAUCUUAAAUGGCGUCAGAAUUUACUAUCAUAUUUCGAUGCUAGGAAAUUUUGGUGUAUUUAAUUUCCAGAUUUUCAUCCUUGCGAAUUUGAAAUUAAAUGUAUUUAAUUUAAGCGUAGUAGCAGUGACAGAGAAUGUAAAUACUUUCCUAUCGGUAUGAACGCACGUGAGCUGCUAUGGUGUUACUUGACUCUAUUGUUAUUAGGUAUAUAAGGUUUUGACAGUUGUAAUGUAUUCAUCUCAGCUCUCGAACUAUCAACUAUUAUUUUUAUAUCUUACUUUAUUCAUCUAUCUUUGUGCGACCGCAUCGGUUGAGGAAUACGUUCCCAAUUUUUUCCCAUUGGGCCAGUUUAAGUUUUCGUAUCAGGCGGCGCACGUGAAUAGUUUAGCCUGAGUGACUUUAUUUAGGAAUGUUUGUACAUCAUUCUUUAGUUAUGAUGUGAACUUUGUAUGUUAUUUGGACGGGCAUUAAACACUCAGGCUCCACAGUUCGAGCUGCACACCCAUUCCCGUCUCUUUGAGGUGAAUAUAAAUAGGAAAUAACAUUUUUGUCACCACCUGUCUAAGUGCAACUUUAUUCAGUUUCAAAUUUUGACCUUUAUUGUUUUUCUAUAUAUUGAACGGCUCGACAGAAUCCUUUUUAAACCUCACCACAAAAUUCUCACGAUGUAUAUAAUAACGUACGAAACUUUCAUGAAGAUUGAUUCACUGCAACACCUUUAAAUUUCAAGACGAGCCCAACGUACAAACCGGCCAAAAAUCCGCGUUACAACAUUUACUGUUUUGACGUUAUGCUUAUGUUUCCAAAUUAAUGCCCACCAUACAUACCUCCAUGAUUAGUACAUUUCAGUGAGGGGACUUUAGAGAGUUAAAAGCCAAAAAUGUUUCCGGAGAAGCAUGCCCCCUCGGCGCUCGUUUAGGAAAUCGGUCAGUCCGACCUAGUUCCGCGCCUGCAUCCAAUGAUCUUUUUUUAUUAAACACACUUUGUGAUGCUGUUUUUGUUUUGUCAGCUUUAGUAACUGGCUUAAAGAAUUCUGUCAUUGUGGGAAAUAAUUCUGAAUACUUGUCUAAGUUGACCAACUGGAUAAAACCCAGAAGAAGUGAAAACGAUUGGGAACUCUGCUGGAGAAAAUCACGUCAUGGCUGGGAUAACAAUAAAUUCCAUUCCCUAUGUGACGAAAAAGGACCAACAAUUACUAUUGUAAAGGUUGGACACUAUAUCUUUGGAGGCUACGCCAGUUUAUCAUGGAGAAUGUCAGCUGGUAAGUAUUCUAGUCUUAGUUUGUGUGUUUAAGAGUUUAUGGAUUGUCAUAUAUACUGAACAUUUUCAACUGUAUAUGACUAGUUAUUUGACUUUUCAUUUUUCGUUUUCCUAAACUUAUCAUUUCUUCAAACUGACACAUGCAUUUUUAUACGUUUUGGCCUUGUUCCAAGUUGAACGAUCAAAAAUAGAAGUUUAAUAGGAUCCUUGGGUAACGAAUUCACUUAUGACCAGGUUUGCACGCAGUUGCAAAAAUUGCGAUUUUUCGAAAACAACGUGAUGAUUAAAAACAACACUUCCAAGGAUAGGCCAGCUGGGGACGAAAAUUUACCAACAGAAAUGCGUUCUCGAUGACUGGGUGUGGACGCUUAAAAUGAAUGUGUGGACCGCGAGCUUUUGAUGAGUUUAUAUUAACACGAAAACGCCGAAGGUUUUGGGAAACGCAUUAGUGAACAUGCUGGCCUUACAGAGACGUUUCUGAAUUCUUUCUAUACUAUAUUUAGGUUCUGGUUGCCUCUCUCAGUACGAUUCACAAGCCUUUUUGUUCUCGCUGGUAAACAAGCCAGGAUGGGCACCUGUAAAGUUUGAUCAGACUGGAGGGUACAGCUCUAACCCAUCGCAUUCCACGUACAGCUGUUACAAUGGUCCUGUUUUUGGAGGACCACCUCAUGACUUGAAACUGGCCAAGGAUAGCUCUCAUGACAGUUUUACCUCAGAUCUUGGCUACACGUACAGUCCGCCGAGCACUCACGGACAUGCAAGCCUCUUUGCCCGAGAAUUCCUGGCAGGAUCGUAUCGAUUCAAUCCCGCUGAAAUAGAAACGUUUUACUACAAAGCCUUUACAUCACAUGGUAGGAUCAAGAAUUAGCUAUAGUUUUCCAGGAAUUUUAAAAAACAAUAAGUAAUCUAGCCAUUUUUCAUUUUUUUGAAAAGUUGCAGGGAUUAAUAACACACUAAAAGACGCCCUCGACAACAAAUUUUCAACGUAUAUCUUCUUCUGAGCUUUUGCUUUCAUUCUAAAAACGCCUAAAAAUGGGGUUACCGUUCUUGCUUGGGACGCGUAAAACCAAGGUCGUUAAUACACCUUGGUAACUGUUUCUGGAAUCUGCCAUGUGAGGAAUUUAAACCUCGAUACAACGAAGGGCCAAGGGACUGGCAAAAUUUGUUCGUCGUAACGAGGUGUAGUUAUAUACACCAAGGUUCUUUUUGAUAUAUUUUACUAUUACUGGGUUAAAGAAAUUCGUUCGUUAUGCCGAGAAGUCUUCGCUAUAUAGAAGUUCGCCAGUUAUAUCGAGGUUCCACUGUACCCACUUUUACUAAGAGAGGAUAAAGGGGACAGAGAAGGCAUCCCUUAUACACACCCUAUUCCGUAGGUAAUUCGUCUCGAGUUAUUUUUAGAAUCGGGAUGAAGUUACCUCGCGCACUGCGUGGAUGUUUCGUGGAGGUUUCGCAUGACUAAACGCCGUGCAAAACAUGUCGGGCGAAAGGCAAUGAAAGCGUAAAGAGAUCGAGAGCACUAUUGAAUAUUGAAGCGAAAUGAGUCGACGCUCACCUGGGAAAAGUGAAUUGCUGGACUCUUUGACAACCCGUGAAAUCAGUUUAACUCGAAGUUGUCGUAACCUCAGUGCUUUAAUAAAAUGAGAAACUUCGCCGGUCUAUUGAAGCCGGUCGUUUGUAUAAUAAAGCAAGUAGGGCGCCAAGUGUUAUUUUUGUUGAAUAAUAAAAGACUAAUAAAAGAAUAAAAAAUAUCAAACCAGAAAUUGCUCUCUUCAAACAGUAAAUUGUAAAUGAUCCUGAGAGAAUAUUCAGUGUGUUAAGGAUUUCUCUACUGUACUGUUAGCUCUAUACAAGAGAGGAAGGGCGAUUCUUUUUUAACUUCCGUUUCGCUGACACAGCUUAAGCAGAAAUCUCUCUUUGAGUUUGAGGAGUUAGACACUUGUCCUUCUGUGGAAGUUCGUUCACCUUGAGCUACUAUUAGCGUUGUUGCAAAUGAAGUAGAAUUAAUAGUUCAGGGAAACGCUAUUUUUAGUUGAUAAUGAGCGAUCUGAGGUAACCAGUUGUUCAAUGAUGUUAAGUAUAAAGCACAAAUUUGAGCGGGGUUUCCCUCAGACUUACAGGUUAAGGGGGGGGAGGGAGGGUUGGAGGAGUGCGGAGGCUGGAUUCAACCCAAGGUUAUUCUCAGAUAUUUCGACACGAUUUUGAGGCAAAACCUCGUUGUUCUCAGUAGCUGUUCAUUUUAAUGUUUAAUAGACGUAUUUUAUGAUAAUCUAAAGUUCAUAUAUUUGACCUGCAGGAGAGAUAUUUAACAAGAUAACCGUCUCGUUUCCUAACUUCAAAAUUUGCUAAAUGAAUUGCUAUUUUUGAACAAUUAAACUUUAGGGGUUCACAAUGAAAGUCUACUCUGUGUCAAUUCAAGCGCCAUAAAAUCGCGUUAUUGUAAUGACUUAAAAUUUAUUUGGUCGGUUAAUUUGUGGAUAAUCCUGUUAGUCAACAAUGCUCAGGAGCACCCAACGACGGUUUCCUCCUAAAUGCUUUGAAAACACUUUUUAGGCUAUCCAGAGUACGUACUUUUAGAUCUCUAGAAAUGUAUUCUAAGUAGCGCUAAAAAAUUUAUAUCUGUUCGGUCAUCCUAGGGUAACUUGAGUCUUUUCGAAGUUACGAGGGCUUCAGUAUUAUUUUCCAGAAAAUUUUAGCAGCAAUUGAAAGUUUUCCGAAAGUGAUAGUUUUUCUUAUUCCUUUCUGCAUUGCAUUUUCAAUUCCGAAAAUUUUAGGUUUCCUUUCUGUACGAAAAAUAACCUAACCUGGGGAGUGAAAUGGGAAAAAUGAAACUUCAGAAAAUCGUAGGGAAUUUCUUAGAUAAGCUUCGAAAAUUGUGUACAUGAAUGGAACGGUCGUCAAGAAAUUUUUAGCCUUUCUCAAGCUAUAGAAAAUUCUAGGCAAUUUUUGCUUCUCCGAACAGAUAUUUCACAGAAAACAGUCGUUGGGUGCCCCCUGAAUGCUGACUAUUGUGGGCGAAUUACUUUGUACACCUUGUUUGUGUCUCCGCUUUGUGCCCUACGUUUCGCGCCUACUAAAAAUGACUGUUGUUUAGGCUGGGUAAUUUUCUAUACACUUUUUUAUGAUAUAAAUCUCGGAUUUUAUGACAGCUUUUGUGUUUGUUAUUUUUCAGAUCCCUCAUGCAUUGUAACAAUUUACUCAAAUCCUUUUAUUGAGAGGGUGGUAGUUCCACAUCCAGUGGCAUGCUUUGCAGGUGCUGACAAUCUCGAGGAGAAACUCGGUGAUUUUGCAGAAGAGAUAAACUCAGAAACUGACGCUUAUGAUGCAGUGGAAAAGUGCGCUAAGUUGGCUCAUGGCAAACAUUACAAGAUGUUCGUGUUGGGGAAGAAUAGUGUGUGCCUAUCUGGAGCAGACACUCAAAACAGAUACUACAUCAAUGGUACGAAAGACGCGGUGUGUGAAUACGGUAUCGGCAAGGGAGAUAGUAUGUUCGUGUAUUCCUUAGGUCAGUGCUGAGUGUUACUUUUACGUCAUUCUUCAAUCGUUCAAUCGAUGUUCUGCUAAAUAUAAAGGGCGGUUCUUGGGAGAGCUAUAACAACUUGAAGUAUUAAAGAGACAGCUCAGCACCGAAAGCCUCGAAAAUUAAAACUAAGCGAGAGGAUAAUUGCAUCCCAGUAUCCGCAGGCCAAAGAACGAGCAAGUAGAAGUGGAAUUAGGGGUAAAAAUUGCUGCAAAACUUAGGGCUUUUUUAAAUGUUACAUUUAUUUAUGAAGGCAUGAGGGCUCCGAAUGACGUCAGCAUGUCUGGCUUAUUAGUUGCAGUUGAAAAAUCGGAUGAUGGCCGGGGGGGGGGGUCCACACAGACUCGAAGGGCGUCCAAUUAGUUACUGUCUGUUACGUUACUGUCUCAGGAGUAGAUACAAUAUGAAAAACCUACAGAGUUAAUGGAAGUCCUUGCGACAGGCAGACUCCAAUGAAGUGUAUGACAUAAGACCAACAAACAACACAACACAACAAAAAAAGGGAAAAAAACUAGUACAUUAAGACGUGCUAUCUAGGCUCUGUACUGUAAGGAGCUUAAGAUACAUUACUAAUAUAUAUCCGAAUAGCUGAUUCCGCCACUUGAAGGUCCAAUCAAUGUGUUUCUACUCUUUCUGAAUUAAUCACCUUCUUAAUUUCUUGCUAGACCACUUGCCUGAUCUCACGCCAGUUGGAUGCUAUCGUGACGAAAAGAACGAUCGCGCCUUACCAGAUCACUAUGCUAACUUCCGAAAACCCCCUGAGAUAGACUGGACACAAUUAGAUGAGACAAUACACCAGUGCGGACAAGUGGCCUACAAUAAAGGUUACCACUACUUUGCUGUCCAGGAUUACGGAGAGUGUUACUCUGGAAAUAAUGCCUCGGCAACUUAUACCAAACAUGGCGUUAGCGAAGACGGUUGUUAUUGGAUUGACAAAAACUUGGGAGUGGGAAAGGAGAACGCUAGUUUUGUUUAUAGGAUAAACUAG